CACGCCUUUUUAAGUUUUUAAACAAAAGAUUGCGACGCUUUCUUACCGGAGCAGGCGCAUUUUAAGGACCUGAAAACGCUGUCUUCCCCUUUUCCAUGCUUUCCGGUUCAACUGAAAACGCUGCGUUUCAAGGACCUGAGGGAGGGAGGUAGCUCAGGUAGGAGAGCAGGAGUGAAUUCAGUUCGUACUGCGAAAUACAGGAGAAUCAUUCACAUAUAUUACUUUGAAGCAAGAGAUGGCGACACUGAAUGAUAUCGCAGUUGCAGCAGCUAUCAAUAUUCUCACUGCAUUUGCUUUCUUUUUGGCGUUUGCCAUACUUCGAAUUCAACCUGUCAAUGAUAGGGUCUACUUUCCAAAAUGGUAUCUUAAAGGGUUAAGGUGUAGUCCGUUUGGCGGAGUAAGCAAGUUUGUGAAUCUGGACUUCAGAUCGUAUGCGAAAUUCUUGAAUUGGAUGCCUGCUGCAUUACAAAUGCCAGAACCUGAGCUAGUUGACCAUGCAGGGUUGGACUCUGCGGUUUACUUGAGGAUCUACUUGACAGGGCUAAAAAUUUUUGUUCCCAUCGCAUUCCUAGCCUAUGCAGUCAUGGUUCCAGUCAAUUGGACUAAUAGCACCCUAAAGAAUUCAACUGUGGUAUACAGCAACAUAGAUGAGCUCUCCAUCUCAAAUGUUCCUCUUGGAUCUCAUAGAUUUUGGACUCAUUUAGUAAUGGCCUAUGCUUUUACAAUUUGGACAUGCUACAUAUUGAAAACAGAGUACGAGAAGGUUGCAACAAUGAGGUUGCAUUUUCUUGCAUCAGAACGGCGGCGCCCUGAUCAGUUCACAGUACUGGUUAGAAAUGUGCCACCAGAUCCUGAUGAAACAGUUAGUCAGCUCGUGGAACAUUUUUUUCUGGUCAACCAUCCAGACCACUAUCUCACUCAUCAGGUUGUUUACAAUGCAAGUAAACUUUCUGAAUUAGUCAAUGAGAAGAAGAAAAUUCAGAAUUGGCUUGACUACUAUCAACUUAAAUUUUCUAGAAAUUCAUCUAAAAGACCGUCGAAGAAGACUGGAUUUCUUGGUCUUUGGGGUAAACGGGUGGAUGCAAUUGAUUUUUAUACAUCUGAGACUGAGAGGCUAUCAAAAGAAAUAUCCUUGGAGAGAGAUAAGAUUACAAGUAGCCCUAAAUCUAUCAUGCCAGCAGCUUUUGUUUCCUUCAGAACUCGAUGGGGUGCCGCUGUUUGUGCACAAACUCAACAAUCCAGAAACCCAACUAUAUGGUUGACUGAGUGGGCUCCAGAACCCCGUGAUGUUUAUUGGGAUAACUUGGCUAUCCCCUAUGUUACAUUGACAAUUAGGAGGCUUGUAGCUGCCGUUGCUUUCUUCUUCCUCACCUUCUUUUUUAUGAUCCCCAUUGCAUUUGUACAGUCCCUUGCAAACAUUGAGGGUAUUGAGAAAGCAGCCCCCUUCCUAAAGCCCAUUAUUGAAGUGAAAUUCAUAAAAUCAUUUAUCCAAGGUUUCCUGCCUGGAAUUGCUUUGAAGAUUUUUCUUAUAUUCCUUCCCUCUAUAUUGAUGGUAAUGUCCAAAUUUGAAGGUUUCAGUAGCGUAUCAGCUCUAGAGAGGAGAUCGGCUACUAGAUAUUAUAUUUUCCAAUUUGUCAAUGUAUUUCUUGGGAGCAUAAUCACUGGAACUGCAUUUCAACAACUAGAUGAAUUCAUUCACCAAUCUGCCAAUGAGAUCCCGAAGACAAUUGGUGUUUCAAUUCCAAUGAAGGCAACCUUCUUUAUCACUUAUAUAAUGGUUGAUGGGUGGGCCGGAAUUGCUGGGGAGAUUCUAAGGUUGAAACCCUUGAUUAUAUAUCACCUGAAGAAUUUCUUCUUGGUGAAGACUGAAAAGGAUAGGGAAGAGGCCAUGGAUCCCGGAACCCUUGGUUUCAACACCGGUGAACCUCAAAUACAACUAUAUUUCUUACUUGGCCUUGUUUAUGCUGUGGUGUCACCAAUCCUACUUCCGUUCAUAAUAGUAUUCUUUGCCCUGGCAUAUGUUGUUUAUCGUCAUCAGAUUAUAAACGUCUAUAAUCAAGAGUAUGAAAGUGCUGCGGCAUUCUGGCCUGAUGUCCACGGGCGCAUCAUAACGGCACUAAUUGUCUCACAACUGCUGCUGAUGGGAUUGUUAAGCACAAAAGAAGCUGCUCAGUCAACUCCACUGCUCAUCACACUCCCAGUGUUGACCAUAUGGUUCCAUAGAUUCUGCAAAGGCCGUUACGAACCUGCUUUCAUCAGACAUCCCUUGCAGGAAGCAAUGAUGAAGGAUACAUUAGAACACACAAGAGAGCCUAAUCUGAACAUGAAAGGCUUCCUUCAAAAUGCGUACAUCCACCCAGUUUUCAAGGGUGAAGAUGACAGCGAGAACAAGGCACCUGCCCAGGAAUUUGAGAAGGAACCCGCAGUUGUCCUAACAAAACGCAGUUCUCGAAGGAAUACAAAAAUGCCCAGCAAAUAUAGCGGUUCUUCAUCAGCAUCCAUACCCAAGGACGAUACUCAGAAGAUGAUCCCUUGAGAGUGUGUUGUAACUCUUUGUUUAGUUAGCUGUACAUUUUUGGCUUCGGAGGUUGCAAAGGAAUUGUAUAGAGAGUUAUUCGGAUCUUCAUUUUGUAGAGAAAAACAAUCAAGGAAGAAGAAAAAAAAGGCCUUUCGGUUUUAGAUUUGAUUUCGGAUUCGAACAAAAUACGACUAUUCUGCGGGUGUAGUGGUAAGUAUUCUUAUUCAGUUCAAUCCCGUCGAA
Messenger RNA from Pyrus x bretschneideri (Chinese white pear), 2761 nucleotides. RefSeq names its product CSC1-like protein At3g21620. Gene Ontology annotation, molecular function: calcium-activated cation channel activity. The record is from RefSeq and is a predicted model, not a curated record. Lineage: Eukaryota; Viridiplantae; Streptophyta; Magnoliopsida; Rosales; Rosaceae. The transcript has 12 exons. Bases 236 to 2536 code for a protein of 766 amino acids. Gene Ontology annotation, cellular component: plasma membrane.